AAUUCACCGACCCAAGGCCACUUGUCACUCCUUGCAUCUCAUUCUCUGCUGUUAUCGUGAGCUUCCUGCGCAUACGAAAGCGCGACACACUCCUUACGUUGACCGUAAAACAACGCAACGCACUAAACCUCUCCACCCGAUAAGACCGAUUGCGCCCGUCGAUUUCGAGCUCACCAUGGCGGCACCCGUGAAGCGCUCAGCCUCCGAGGCAAAGAAGCAGGCCAAUGGGCAUUCGCACCAGCUAUCCGAUGCAGUUCACUCCAUCGAGAAGAAGAUUGAGGAGCAGGUGGACUUGGCCGCGCGCAACCCUGCGGAGGAGAAGAAGGGAGGUUACGUGCUGCUGAUUACCUGCGUUGGAGGCAUCUAUGCUAGCUUCCUGAGCUGGGCCUAUCUCCAGGAACGUCUGACAACGACCCUUCACGGCCCCUCAAACGCGCGCUUCACGUACCCGGUGUUCCUUAACACAGUCCAGUCUGCAUUCGCCGCCAUCACAGGUCUCAUCUACCUCUUUCUCUCCGCUCCACGCAACAAGACCACUGGCGCUCGCCGCGUACCGCCUGUCUUCCCUUCAAAGCAGAUUCUAUUCCCGUUGCUCCUCGUCGCAAUCACUUCGUCUCUCGCAUCGCCUUUCGGCUACGCCAGUCUGAAACACAUCGACUAUGUCACAUUCACUUUGGCCAAGAGCUGCAAGCUCCUACCCGUCAUGGCCCUUCACAUCACACUGUUCCAGAAGAGAUACCCCCUGUACAAGUACGCGGUGAUUGUAUGCGUCACUCUUGGCGUGUCCAUGUUCACACUCUACAACCCUUCGACCGCCAAGAAAGCCGCGAAGAAGAGCGUCAGCGCAGACGCGUCGAAGACACUCGGUCUCUUCCUGCUCGGCAUCAACCUCCUGUUCGACGGCCUCACGAACACGGUCCAGGACAACAUCUUCACGAAAUUCAAGGGCUUCAGCGGACCCCAGAUGAUGUGCGCCAUGAACAUCAUGUCCACCGCGCUCACAACCGGCUACCUGAUCAUCUCGCCCUACCUGGCCGGCACACCCAUUGGCGCCUACAUCGGCCUGUCGCCCAAGGGCAACGGCGAGCUCGCCGACGCACUGGCUUUCGUAACCGCAUACCCCUCUGUCGGCUGGGACGUGCUUGGUUUCGCGGCGUGCGGUGCGGUCGGGCAGAUCUUCAUCUACACCACGCUGGCGCACUUCAGCUCGCUUCUCCUCGUGACGGUGACAGUCACCAGGAAGAUGUUGACGAUGCUGACGAGUGUGUUUUUGUUCGGCCACGCAGUGACGGGCAUGCAAUGGGUUGGUGUUGGGCUGGUGUUCGGUGGUAUUGGUGCUGAGGCUGCGUAUGGGCAGAUUGAGAAGAAGAGGAAGGCGCAGGCGAAGCUGUUGGCUGCGGGCAAGAAGCAGUAGAAUCUAGAGUUUAGAAGAUAGCAAGAGAAUUUCAAGGCGCUAUAGAGGCAAUAUCACGGUCUAUGGCGGAUCUACGAACAUGCAGCUAUACUAUGUUAGAAUUACGUUUCUCCAUCAC
Messenger RNA from Boeremia exigua, 1532 nucleotides. RefSeq names its product UDP-Glc/Gal endoplasmic reticulum nucleotide sugar transporter-like protein. The transcript is spliced from 2 exons. NCBI's taxonomy places the organism in Eukaryota, Fungi, Ascomycota, Dothideomycetes, Pleosporales, Didymellaceae. Gene Ontology annotation, biological process: UDP-galactose transmembrane transport. Bases 176 to 1414 code for a protein of 412 amino acids. Gene Ontology annotation, cellular component: endoplasmic reticulum membrane; Golgi membrane. Gene Ontology annotation, molecular function: UDP-galactose transmembrane transporter activity; UDP-glucose transmembrane transporter activity. The record is from RefSeq and is a predicted model, not a curated record.